This is a messenger RNA of Sciurus carolinensis (gray squirrel), 874 nucleotides long. RefSeq names its product breast carcinoma amplified sequence 4 (gene Bcas4). The coding region runs from base 62 to 625 and encodes 187 amino acids. The transcript has 5 exons. Gene Ontology annotation, cellular component: BLOC-1 complex. The record is from RefSeq and is a predicted model, not a curated record. NCBI's taxonomy places the organism in Eukaryota, Metazoa, Chordata, Mammalia, Rodentia, Sciuridae.
AGCGGCGGCGGCGGCUGCCGGGUGCGCACCUGCCCCGCCUCCGCCAGGCGGGCCUCGGGGCAUGCAGCGGGCCGGGGGCGGGGCUCCGAGGCCCCGGCGCGGUGACGGGCGCCCGGGCGAGCCCGCCCGCCCGAUGCUGCCCGCGGACGCCGACCCUCCGGAGCCCGUGCGCGGCGGGGCGCACGAGCUCGCGCUCUUCCUGACCCCCGAGCCCGGGGCCGAGGCGAGGGAGGUGGAGGCCGCCAUCGAGGGGAUGCUCCUGGUGCUGGAGGAGUUCUGCAGCCUGGCCGCCGGGAUCAGGAGCGACACUUCUCAGAUCCUGGAGGAGAACAUCCCAGUCCUGAAGGGCAAAGUGACAGAAAUGCGUGGCAUCUACGCCAAAGUGGACCGGCUGGAGGCCUUCGUCAAGAUGGUUGGGCAGCACGCUGCCCUCCUGGAAGCCCACGUGCUCCAGGCUGAGCGGGACCACAGGGCCUUUCCGCAGGCCCUGAGGAGGUGGCUGGGCUCCACCUUCAGAAAUAAGCCAUCCGCGCCAGAGCCCCCGCCCUUCCAGCUGCCCGCGUUGUACAGGACCGAGGACCAUUUUCCCAUGGACGCCCGGGAGGCACAGCGCCAGCCCCACUGAGGCCGCUGGCCUUUGUGAGCGCCGCGUGCUCCCGCGGGACCUGGAGUGGACUGUAUCUGCAGCGCCUGCGUUUCUUGUGCUUUUGUUGUGGUUGAUUUGUUGUGUUGGUGCAUUUCUUCCCCGUGGGUGUGGGGCUGCAGAGGGGCAUGUGUGGCAGGGACUCAAGAUCUGGCGGCCAGGGUGUCACCUCCUGCCUGCUAUUUUAAGGGGCGAGGCUCUGGGUGGGCAGGCCGUGCAGGGAAGCUGGGG